Messenger RNA from Galendromus occidentalis (western predatory mite), 675 nucleotides. Its product is annotated as homeobox protein Hox-D8-like. The coding region runs from base 1 to 675 and encodes 224 amino acids. Gene Ontology annotation, molecular function: RNA polymerase II cis-regulatory region sequence-specific DNA binding; DNA-binding transcription factor activity, RNA polymerase II-specific. Gene Ontology annotation, cellular component: nucleus. The record is from RefSeq and is a predicted model, not a curated record. The transcript has a single exon. Gene Ontology annotation, biological process: regulation of transcription by RNA polymerase II. NCBI's taxonomy places the organism in Eukaryota, Metazoa, Arthropoda, Arachnida, Mesostigmata, Phytoseiidae.
AUGUCGUCCCCGGAAACCACGCAGUUGAGUCGGAGCCCGAAGAACGCUUCGUUUUUCAUGGAGUCUCUACUGAGUUCUCCGCAUCACGGAUACACGCGCGAAGAGAUGAAUCCAUUGCGAUCUCUGAUUCCUUGGUUCCAUCAGGAUAUCGUACUGACGCCAGAACAAUUGGCGUUCCAUGCCGCUACCCGGGCCGCUUUGGCGCUCCGUCUAGGUGUCAAUCCCCCGACGAACUUCGGACCAAUGCAAAUUCCGCCGCAAGAGAUCAUAAAACGUGAAGACAGCUCCCGCUACAUGGAUCAUCAGCAGCAGCAACCGCUCGGUGGACGUCAGCACGAGAUGCCCUCCACAAUAUCCAUCGACCGGGGAUCAGCGUCUAGUCCCGAGAGAGUGCCCCAACUGGAUUCCGACAUCAAACGCAUUCGGACGGCGUUCACGGGGACGCAACUGCUCGAGUUGGAACGGGAGUUCACCGCCAAUAUGUACCUGUCGAGAUUGCGUCGCAUCGAAAUCGCCAGCCGUUUGGGUCUCACGGAGAAACAAGUGAAAAUUUGGUUUCAAAACCGCCGUGUCAAGCAGAAGAAAUCGGGAAAGGAAAUCGUCUGUGCGAAGAACCAUUGUGGAUGCUGUAAACAGAAAGAAGAACCAGGCAUCUGCACCUCGUCACAGGAAUGA